GCUAAAACCCAAAAAUAAGGUUUAAGGAGGGUUUAAGGCGGCUACUACUACAAUCCUCUCAUUUUCUAUAUGAAUCCAUUCCAUUCAUUAAAUUCCUUCAUCAAUUCAUUUCCAUUAAUCUAUUUAUCUCUUCAAUUCGUUUAAGUUUUAUAUCAUUGCUUCAGAAAUUUUGAUAUUUGUUUAAUGUCCAGUACCAAACCCUCUUUACUUUCUCCAAAGAAUUUCGAUCUUUUUGUUCACUUUGAUUCAAAACUCUCAGUUUCCUCUCUAAGCUCAUCAAAAUCAUCCACUAUUAUGUGGAGAAACGUAGCCAAACAAACCAUUUCAAGAGCUCAAUCAAAAUCCCUCAGUUCCCAUCCUCUUUCUAGCACUUACAGCUUUCUUGGACUUUCCCAAGAACCAUCUUUUACUGAUAAAUGUAAGUUGAGUCCAUUAUAUGCGUGUAGUUCUCUUGUGGGUUUUUGCCGACUUGGUGAAAUUGUGCCUUACGAGGAUUUUAUGGGCAAACCCGGUUUUGGGUUAGUAGGGAAUAAGGAUAAUAGUAAUAGUUCUCAUAUGUCUAUGUGUAACGGAUAUUUGUGUAGUGGCUUUUAUCCUAGAGGGUAUGUAAGUGUCGCUGAGGCUGUUUCAUCUUCAACUGACGUUGAAGAGGAUGUUUCUGUAGUUGAAGAAGUGCAAGAAUUGUUGCAAGAAAUGAGGAGAGAAGAGGCAAGAGAGAAAGAAUUGAUAAGGAGGAAGGAAAGAGGAAUGGGGUCAAAGAAGUAUCAGAUGUUGAAGAAAAGGCAGGUAAAAAUCGAGACUGAAGCAUGGGAAUGGGCGGUGAAAGAGUAUAAGGAGCUUUUGAUGGAUAUGUGUGAGAAAAAGCUGGCUCCAAAUUUACCUUACAUGAAGUCUUUGUUUCUUGGCUGGUUUGAGCCUUUCCGAGAUGCUAUUCUGAAAGAGCAAGAGUUGAUCAGAGUGGGGAAGAAUAGAACAGCUUUUGCUCCGUAUUUUGAUCAGUUGCCUGCUGAUAUGAUGGCUGUUAUUACAAUGCAUAAGCUGGUGGCGCUGGUAAUGACAGGUGGGGAACAUGGAUGUGCAAGGGUUGUGGCUGCUGCCUGUUUAAUUGGUGCUGCAAUUGAGCAGGAGGUCAGAAUACACAAGUUCCUGGAGAAAACGAAGAAGAGAAACUCUAAUGACAGUAAGAAAAAUGAAGAAGAUGAAUCUAAUGGUGCAGUCAAGGAGCAAGAGAAGCUAAGAAAAAAAGUUACUGAUUUGAUUAAGAAACAAAAGUUGCCUGCAGUGAGGCAGAUAGUGAAGGGGCAUGAUGAUUCACAAUCCUGGACCCAGGAUACCAAGGCUAAGGUUGGGAGUCGUUUAAUUGAGUUGCUGAUACAAACAGCUUAUAUACAGCCUCCUGCUGAUCAGUUAGCUGAUGGUCCACCUGACAUUCGACCCGCAUUUGCACACACAUUCAGAAAUGUGACGCAAGCAGAUAGGAAGACCAGCCGAAGAUAUGGUGUCAUUCAGUGCGACCCACUGAUUCUGAAAGGCAUUGAGAAAAAUGCAAGGCACAUGGUGAUUCCUUAUAUGCCAAUGUUGGUGCCACCGCUGAAGUGGAGGGGUUAUGAUAAGGGAGCACACUUGUUCUUGCCAUCAUAUGUCAUGCGUACGCAUGGCGCUAGACAACAACGUGAGGCGGUUAAGAUCACCCCUAGGGAGCAGCUACAGCCAGUUUUUGAGGCUCUUGAUACAUUGGGAAGUACAAAAUGGAGGAUAAAUAAAAGGAUACUUGGUGUUGUAGAUAGAAUAUGGAACAGCGGAGGUCGUCUUGGGGAUUUGGUGGACAGAAAUGAUGUUCCUUUACCAGAGAAGCCAGAGACGGAAGAUGAAGCAUUGGUGAGGAAAUGGAAGUGGAAACUCAGAGCUGCGAAAAAGGAAAAUAGGGAGAGACACUCACAGCGUUGUGAUACAGAACUUAAACUUGCUGUAGCACGAAAAAUGAAGGAUGAAGAAGGUUUUUAUUAUCCACACAACCUUGACUUUCGAGGGCGUGCAUAUCCCAUGCACCCGUACUUGAACCAUCUUGGUUCAGAUUUGUGUCGAGGCAUUUUGGAAUUUGCCGAGGGACGCCCUCUUGGAAAGUCAGGCUUACGCUGGUUGAAGAUACACCUCGCAAAUCUAUUUGCUGGUGGUGUGGACAAAUUAUCUUAUGAUGGUCGAAUAGCUUUUACAGAGAACCAUUUGGAUGAUAUAUUUGAUUCUGCAGACAGACCACUUGAGGGAAAGCGGUGGUGGUUGAAUGCAGAAGAUCCAUUUCAGUGCUUGGCUGUGUGCAUUGAUCUCACUGAAGCUCUGAGAAGUUCCUCUCCGGAAACAUUUAUUUCACAUGUUCCAAUUCACCAGGAUGGUUCUUGCAAUGGCCUACAACACUAUGCUGCUCUAGGAAGAGACAAGUUGGGAGCAGCUGCUGUUAAUCUGGUUGCUGGAGAGAAGCCUGCGGAUGUCUACUCAGGAAUAGCUGUUAGAGUACUUGAUAUCAUGCGGAAGGAUGCACAGAAAGAUCCUAAAGUUUUCCCUGAUGCUUUACAUGCAAAGAUAUUGAUUAGUCAGGUGGACAGGAAAUUGGUGAAGCAGACAGUAAUGACGUCUGUAUAUGGUGUCACUUACAUUGGUGCAAGAGAUCAAAUUAAGAGAAGGUUGAAAGAGCGUGGUUUCAUUGCAGAUGAUACAGAAAUCUUUGUUGCUUCUUGCUAUGCGGCAAAGGUGACUUUAACUGCCUUAGGAGAGAUGUUUGAAGCUGCACGAAGUAUCAUGAGCUGGCUUGGUGAAUGUGCAAAGAUUAUUGCAUCUGAAAAUGAACCAGUGAGAUGGACAACGCCACUUGGACUUCCUGUUGUACAACCUUAUCGAAACUUCGGAAGGCAUCUUAUAAAAACUUCUCUACAGGUUCUAACACUUCAACAAGAAACUGAAAAGGUCAUGGUCAAGCGACAGAGAACAGCUUUCCCACCAAAUUUUGUUCACUCCCUUGAUGGCUCUCAUAUGAUGAUGACUGCAGUCACCUGCAAAAGGGCUGGCUUGAACUUUGCAGGUGUUCAUGAUUCAUAUUGGACGCAUGCGUGUGAUGUGGAUAAAAUGAACAGGAUACUUAGGGAAAAGUUCGUUGAGCUUUACGAAACACCAGUACUGGAGAAUUUGUUGGAGAGCUUUCAGCAAUCUUUUCCCACAUUGUCUUUUCCGCCUCUACCCGAACGAGGAGAUUUUGAUCUACAGGAUGUGCUGAAAUCGCCAUAUUUCUUCAACUGACUCAACCAGAGAGCUUAUUUUCAUUUUUCACUAGCUUGACUCCAUUUUGGUGGGUGGCAGCCUGUCUAUUUUGUGACAUUGAGGAAGGUCUACAAACUGACAAGAACUUCAUGGUAGAGCUAGCUAAACUACCUUCAUACAUCUAUAAAGACGUCCUCAAAUAUAGGGAGUUCUCCAGUGGGCAUAACCAAUAUGACCAUUGUCAUCUGAUUCGAGGCCUUGAAUGGCAUUGUACAGCAACCAUGAGUUUUAAUUCUGGAGUUCUAUGUUCUUGAUCCUGUCCAAGUCUUCUCAGCAAUUUCAUUUUCAAUGAUGUAUGGAUGAGGGGUGCUGAAAUAGUGCAGCAUGUCACUGCUUGUUGGCAGUCUAUUCCAGGAUUCAUGUGGAAGAUGAUGAUGCAUCAAGAUUCUUUCCAAUAUGCAUCUAUAAUACGAGGAAAUGGUCAGAGAUACGACAGAAGUCCUGCGGAUGUAAAUUGCAGCACCACAAUUUGCUGCAUUUCAUAUUGCUUCUAUAUUUUAUGGAGAUUUGUCAUGAUCCUUUGCAGAUUCAGUAUAUUUUUCCUGAUAAAUGUAAAGAUGAGUAAAAUAGCUGUAAAGCAAACCUCUGUAACAAACUAUAUGGCUUUCCAUAUGUACAGGAAUGAAGCAGAGCCAUGAAGUAGAGCACCAGCUGAAAUUACAUAUCUUCAA
Molecule: messenger RNA, 3980 nt
Organism: Ricinus communis (castor bean)
Lineage: Eukaryota; Viridiplantae; Streptophyta; Magnoliopsida; Malpighiales; Euphorbiaceae
Product: DNA-directed RNA polymerase 2B, chloroplastic/mitochondrial
Exons: 19
Coding region: 184-3288 (1034 amino acids)
Biological process (GO): mitochondrial transcription
Cellular component (GO): mitochondrial DNA-directed RNA polymerase complex
Molecular function (GO): DNA-directed RNA polymerase activity; DNA binding
Source: RefSeq, a predicted model, not a curated record